AUAUCCGCCUCGGGAAUAACAAACCGAAACCCCAAAGAAAGCCCUGGUUUCUUCGUUUCCAAGAUAGGACAGGCUCUUCUAGUCUUCCUUUCCCUCAUAUCAAAUAGUCUCAUAAACCCUCCAUAAACCCUCCCAAGUAUAUUCCUUUACUUUUGCCACUCUGAAAAUCAAUAACACCCAACUUUUUAUCCAAAAUAAUAAUAAUAAUAAUAAUUAAAAUAAAAAUAAAAAUAAAAAUAAUCUUCAAGGCGCUUAAAUCAUGUCAGAGACUAUGGAUGGGAACAAGAAAUCGAGGAAGAGACGCAAUGGAAACGAUUCAGUGGUUGAUUCUCUUGAAAAAUGGAAGUUGUACAAUGACCAACUGGUUCCAGAAGCAAAAGAUGGAGUAAAAAGUAACCCAAAGAGUCCAGCCAAGGGGUCCAAAAAAGGUUGCAUGAAAGGAAAAGGUGGACCUGAGAACUCUGAUCACUAUUACAGAGGGGUUAGACAAAGGACUUGGGGAAAGUGGGUUGCUGAAAUCAGAGAACCAAUUGAUAAAAAUAUUGGUUCAAGAAAAGGUAGUCGGCUUUGGCUUGGUACUUUCUCUACUGCACUUGAAGCAGCCUUGGCUUAUGAUGAAGCAGCCAAGGCCAUAUAUGGUUCUGCUGCUCGCCUCAACUUCCCUGGCUAUCCAAUCCAUUCCUCCAAAGCAUCAUCUUCGAUUCGAACUAAAACGGUUCCUGCUGAGUCUCAAACAACAACGUCAAACAGUUCUGAAACUGAAAGCUUCACUGAAGAGUUGAAGAUGAACCAUUAUCAAUCAGAAUCGGAUUGCUUGGCCAAAAAGCCAACGCUGGAAGUUGACAGCAAUAAGAGAGAAGACUAUAGUCCUGCUAAUCAUGUUAAGAUUGAAUUGGAAGACGUUUAUUGCCGUGGUUUUAAUAUGGAUGCUGAGCGUUUAAAGCCUUGUAAGGGGGUUGGAUUUGAGAAACCGGUGAAGAGGGAAGAAAUGGAGGAAGAUGUUGCAAAAACUCUGAACUCUAAUAGCAGUCACAGCUUAAGUGAUAGCUAUACAAGUUCUGAUGUGCAGGACAAAGUUAAGGAUUCCUGUAGAUUCGGUAGUUCUGAUAGUAACCCUGGUUGCUUGCCAAAUUGGGCAACAGAUGAGACAUUUAAAAUUGAUUUUUGGGACCGUCAAUGGGGAAAACAGUCUAAUGGUUCUAGCCAGAUACAGAGACCAAAUGCUAAUGAGUCUGAGUGUGGUAGCUUGUAUAAUCUGGAGGAACCAUAUUUAGACUUUGAUUGCAGCUUAGAUUUCUUGAGGCCCGGUUAUGAUUUUGGUUUUUCAGAAGAUCAGGGGACUCUUAAUUUAUGGGAAUGAAGAUUUUUUUGAUUGUCGUUCAUUUUUUCAGUUGUUGGGUUUGAUUGCUGUGCAUGGUAGGUUUGCGGCUGCUGAAUUCCAAUUUUUGCUUUGUAUUGAAGGAAGUUGAUGAACAUGUUUUUGUGUUUGAUAUUUCUGCAAAAGCUAAUUUCAUCUAAUUUCAUAUU
Ziziphus jujuba (common jujube) is the source of this 1527-nucleotide messenger RNA. RefSeq names its product dehydration-responsive element-binding protein 2B-like. The transcript is spliced from 2 exons. Gene Ontology annotation, cellular component: nucleus. The record is from RefSeq and is a predicted model, not a curated record. Gene Ontology annotation, molecular function: DNA-binding transcription factor activity; transcription cis-regulatory region binding. Bases 260 to 1360 code for a protein of 366 amino acids. Lineage: Eukaryota; Viridiplantae; Streptophyta; Magnoliopsida; Rosales; Rhamnaceae. Gene Ontology annotation, biological process: positive regulation of DNA-templated transcription; response to stress.